Molecule: messenger RNA, 1078 nt
Organism: Radiomyces spectabilis
Lineage: Eukaryota; Fungi; Mucoromycota; Mucoromycetes; Mucorales; Radiomycetaceae
Product: vacuolar transporter chaperone 1
Exons: 4
Coding region: 385-765 (126 amino acids)
Cellular component (GO): vacuolar transporter chaperone complex; fungal-type vacuole membrane
Source: RefSeq, a predicted model, not a curated record
AUCAAUUUUCCAACUAGGGUACACCGCUCACGUCCAUGUCACCUCACUUAUCGAUGGUUUUAAAAGCGUGGAUAUUGUUUGUGUAACAAAACAAUUGUUGUUUAGUCUCAAGUUUGGGAAGACCGUUUCUAACCCUUGUUGUGGCCUUAAACGUAAAGAAAGAUGAUAACAACUUUGAACCGUUUUCUGAAGCAAUAGAAAAGACCGCCCGAAACGUCUGUUUGGCGAGAAGGCAUGAGCAUUGCUGGGUAAGAUUUUUCAAACUCCACUUUUUACUUUUCAUCUUCCAAUCAAACACUUUGACCGCAAAAAAAAUCGCUUUUUUUUGCUCUCUCUUCGUUUUCCUCGUCAUACUUUUGUCGUUCAAAAAAGUCGGUGCCCGCCAUGUCCAACACAAACACACUGGAAUCCACAACUAACAAACGCAUUGCUCUUCCUGUACGCGUGGAGCCAAAGGUGUUUUUCGCUAAUGAACGUACAUUCCUAUCGUGGUUGAAUUUCACGGUGGUACUCGGUGGUUUGGCAAUGGGUCUUUUGAACUUUGGCGACCGUAUUGGCCGAAUGUCGGCCGUAUUAUUUACCUUUAUUGCCAUGACUGUUAUGUUGUAUGCUCUGUAUACCUUUCACUGGAGAGCUACCAAAAUCCGAAAUCGGGAAGCCGCUCCUUAUGAUGAUAGAGUGGGACCCACCGUACUGUGUAUCUUUAUGCUGGCAGCGGUUACCGUGAACUUUUAUUUGCGUAUCGGCGAGAAAGGCAAAUUCUAAGGAUGAUGUAUUGUCAGUUUGGUGUUUUCGUUUUGUAUAUCAGAUUAUUUUGUUUUUCGCAUAAUAUACUUGUUCCUUUGGUUUUAUCUGCUGUGAUAUGGGUAUCAAAUAGGGUAGUGGGAUGCUGUCAUUCAUCCAAUAUCUAUCACAAAGUAUGCAGUCAUCAAGAUGGCCUAAACCCACAAGUUUACUGUCAGAAACAUUGUCCUUAAAUAGUUGGCUUAAUUGGAAAUCCGAUGAAACAAUUUUUUCCAUCUACAGGCGUGGCUCAAAUUUUGUGAGCUACAGUGAAGCGGGUACCGGGCUGAGCGGG